Molecule: messenger RNA, 2701 nt
Organism: Amyelois transitella
Lineage: Eukaryota; Metazoa; Arthropoda; Insecta; Lepidoptera; Pyralidae
Product: 8-oxo-dGDP phosphatase NUDT18
Exons: 1
Coding region: 674-1675 (333 amino acids)
Molecular function (GO): magnesium ion binding; 8-oxo-dGDP phosphatase activity; 8-oxo-GDP phosphatase activity
Source: RefSeq, a predicted model, not a curated record
CCAAAAGUUUCGGGAUUCUUGGCUUCAGGACCCACAUUUAAAAGAUUGGCUUCAAGUAAUUGAAAGAUGGCUUUUCCCAUGUCUCAAGUGCCAUAACAUUUCAUUUCAAACUUUAUGUCUCUGAGAAUUCGACAACAAAUGGGCUUUGUUACUUUUUAUUGUCAACCACUUAUUAUAAUUUAUGAUCGUAACGAAUUGUUUUAAACAUCAUUUAUUUUUAUUUAAUUGUCACUAAACUUAUAACAAUUUGUUCAUUUUGAUUAAUUUGAAUAUCUAAUAUUUGUCGCUUAAUCCGCCAAAAGCGACAUCAGGUGCUAAUUUUGACACAACAGAAAUAAAGUUAGUGGAAAGUUUAUUGCUUUUUUGAUGGUGCUAUUUUUUUUAGUGGAUUUCUAGUAGUUUUAGAGGUCGAUUCUAGUGGGGAGCUUGAUACGUCGUUGGCAACACUGGUCAUUUGUCAUUACAUCAAAUGACAUUUUCAUUUGUCGCUGACGUAAACGUAAAUAGAAAAAUAUUUAUACUGGUGGCUUGUUUGAAAAAUUUAAAUUAAAAAGUUUUAUUACCGCAAAAUAUGUAUAAAGGUAAAUAAUAAAUUACAACUGAAAAUAAACUACAGAAACGCAGUUCAUCUACAAGUAAAAGGCCCUCGAGCAAGGUACGAAAGUAGGUGACCAUGUCGCGCCAAGUUGAUGUGAAUCUUGUUCAUUUAUUUGACGGAUUAGGUCUCGAAGGAGAAGAAAAUGAUUUUUGUGACUUUACAAUAGCCGAUCAGAACUCGGUUGCUGAAUCUCAAGGUAUUACCCCUACCACGCCUUCCAAUUUUAAACCGGUACUUGGUAGCAAUGUCACCUACGUAGUCGCAUGUGUGAUUAUUAAUGAGCGGAAUGAAGUUCUAAUGAUGCAAGAAGCUAAGGAAAGUUGCGCUGGUAAGUGGUACUUGCCCGCAGGUCGUAUGGAGAAAAACGAGACAAUAAUUCAAGCUGUUAAAAGAGAAGUUUUGGAGGAAACAGGUCUUCAAUGUGAGCCUAAAACACUUUUAGUUGUAGAGACAGCAGGGGGUAUGUGGUACAGGUUUGUGUUGACAGGAGAAAUAGUGGGUGGUGAAUUGAAAACUCCUGCAAAAGCAGAUAAGGAAUCUCUACAAGCCAAAUGGAUAGCAAAUUUGCAAGAAAUUACUCUAAGAGCAAAUGAUAUUGUGCAUCUGAUAGAAAAAACUCAGAUGUAUAUGCAGAAAAAAUCAAGUGGAUUAUGGCAUCAAGAAAUAUUGCCUGCUCCAAUUCCCCACAUAAAAGACAUGUUGAGGUUGAUUAUUGUUAUAAAAAAGAGAAGUUCAAAUAGGUUGCAUGUUCUGUUGAGUGAAAAAAAUACUAUACAUUUUCCAACAUGUGAAAUUAAUCCAGCAAAAAGUGUGCAUUCAACCUUGAGAAGAUUUAUGGUAGAAAUGUUUGGGGCAGAUGUGGGACAACAUCGCCCAUUGGGGCUGCUUAAUGUGGAGGCAGACCCUUCUUGUGAUGGCUGCUGUCUCACCUUGCUUGUAGCAUUUCGAGCACCGCUUGAAGAAGUACCUUUGAUUGGUAAAUGUGUCUGGCAUGAAGUGUCAAGAGAUAUUGAAAAUAAGUUACUUUCUGUGAUAUCCACAAAAAAUUCUACACUUGAACUUAAUGUUAUUCGUUAAUUUUAAAGUUUUUCGUUUUUUUUUAAAGAAAAUAAAAUGGAAAUUAUGUAAAAAAUACUCAUUUGUUAUAACUAUGCAUUUUUUGUAGGUAUGAAUCUCAUAAAUGGAUAAAAAAUUUUGUUCCCUUGAGUACAAACUGGUUUUAAGGUAAUGAAAAUAAUGCUGCUGUGGUAUAACUAAAAUGCCGUUAUCUGGCAAAUUCUUGUUUUAAGUAAAACGUCAAAAAAAUGCGGUAAAAAUUUAAACCGUGCCAUUCAUCUAUGAGAACGCCUAUUUAUGACUUAAAGGUACCGGUAAAAGUCGUAUAUACAGAUCGAAAGAGAUUUUUUUCUUAUUCUACUGGUAAAAAGUAGAAAAUCGCCCUGAUGACAGAUAACAGCAUUUUAGUUAUACCACGGCAGAAUGUGUGUCCAUACAAUGGACUUGAAAUACAUGUAUUUUGCAAUUGUUAGGUGAUUUUGAUAGAGACAACUUUAGAUCUUGAUUUGAACACCAUUGAUUGUAGGUCACUGCAUAAGGAAUGUCAACAUUUUUAUUAACUUUGUAAUAAGAGUGUAUUAAAAAGUAAUCUGCAUCAGACAAAAUAUUUUUCUACAAAUUAUUAAUUUCUACUGCUCUCAAUUCAAUUAGAUGAUAUUUGAGCUUUUUGUAGCUAUAAAAUUCUGCUUUAAAAAUAAAAAUUAGUGGUGAGAUAUUGUAAAAAAUAUGUAUAAGGGAUAUGGGAUAUACUGUUUACUUGACUAACCUUUUACUAACGAUUUAUCUAAAAAUCAUCAAUGACAUAUAUAUUAUAUAUGACAUGUAUUAUAAACAUUCCAUUUUAAUUUCAUAUUAGCAGAUAGAAUGGUUGUAUUUUUUUUUGGAAUUGAAGGCUUUAAACUAUAACCAAUGUUAUAUUCUAUAGUAAUAUGUAAUGAACUAGAACUAAUUAUUGUUACUAUUGUAAUGGUAUGGGUUGGUUGUUAUUAUUGUAACCACAAAAAUGUAUAAUUUGAAAUUUUAUUUAAUAAAUAUUUACUUAGACAA